Messenger RNA from Labeo rohita (rohu), 4401 nucleotides. RefSeq names its product kirre like nephrin family adhesion molecule 1b (gene kirrel1b). Gene Ontology annotation, biological process: cell-cell adhesion. Lineage: Eukaryota; Metazoa; Chordata; Actinopteri; Cypriniformes; Cyprinidae. The record is from RefSeq and is a predicted model, not a curated record. Gene Ontology annotation, cellular component: cell-cell junction. Gene Ontology annotation, molecular function: cell adhesion molecule binding.
CGGCGCAGUACCGAGCGAGUCCUCCGGUGAUCUCAGAGCGCUGCGUCUCUCCUCAACAAUCAAAAACUGAGAUUUGCUGAAAGAAAGAGAUUUUCCAGCGCGCUCAUCCACGCACAUCUCGCCCGCUUCUGCCGAGGAGAAAAGAAACACACGCUGAAUGAAUGAACGCAGACCGUCUGCCCGCCAAUGACGUUACCAGUACCAGUUCGCGGGGUUUCAGAGUCCAGCGUGAAGAAGAUGAAUUGAUGGUGUGUUUCCUGAGUGACAGAGGCGCAGAUGGGCUUCAGGAUGACUUGCCUCUGGAUUUUAACUUUGGCCAUCAGUGUUCACAGAGUGUUCAGCGGCCCACGGUUUUCUCAGGAGCCGGCGGAUCAGUCUGUGGUGGUCGGGGAGAGAGUAGUUUUGUCCUGCGUGGUGUUUAACUACACCGGCAUCGUACAGUGGACCAAAGACGGGCUCGCUCUUGGCAUCGGAGAAGAUCUGAGAGCAUGGCCGCGGUACCGUGUAUUGCGUAUCUUGGAUGUUGGGCAGUAUAAUCUGGAGAUCACGUCAGCGGACCUGACCGAUGACUCGCUGUACGAGUGUCAGGCCACUGAAGCCGCUCUGAGGUCCAGAAGAGCUAAACUCACUGUUCUGAUUCCCCCUGAAGGUCCUGUUAUCGAGGGCUCUCCGGAGAUCCUGCUGACAGCAGGAACCUCAUAUAACCUCACCUGUGUGUCUCGAGGAGCAAAGCCACUGUCAACGAUAGAAUGGUACAAAGAUGGGAUCAUAGUGGAGGGAGCCCAUACCAGCACUGAGGUGUUAGCGGACAGAAAGAGGGUGACCACAAAGAGUUUUCUGGAGAUCCAGCCAGUGGACACAGACACGGGACGAAAUUUCACCUGUGUGGCUUCAAACCUGGCUGCCCCGCUGGGAAAGAGGGCCACUGUCACUCUCAAUGUCCACCAUCCUCCUACAGUUGUCUUGUCUAUAGAGCCUCGCUCAGUUCUAGAAGGAGAGCGAGUUAAAUUUACCUGCCAGGCCACUGCCAACCCUCCCAUUAUGGGCUACAGGUGGGCUAAAGGGGGCGUGAUUCUGGACGGAGCGAGAGAAAGUGUGUUUGAGACGACAGCAGAUCACUCGUUCUUCACUGAGCCCGUGUCCUGUCUAGUCUUUAAUGCAGUGGGCAGCACUAACGUCAGUAUUUUGGUGGAUGUUCACUUUGGUCCAAUUUUGGUGGUGGAGCCGAGGCCUGUAACAGUGGAUGUUGACUCUGACGUCUCACUCAACUGUAAAUGGUCAGGAAAUCCUCCGCUCACACUCACAUGGACUAAGAAGGGCUCCAGUAUGGUCCUCAGUAAUAGCAAUCAGCUAUUCCUGAAGUCUGUGAGUCAGGCGGAUGCAGGACAGUAUGUGUGUAAAGCCAUUGUUCCCAGAAUUGGUGUCGGAGAGACAGAGGUCACUCUUACAGUCAAUGGUCCUCCAAUCAUCUCGAGCGAGCCGAUCCAGUAUGCUGUGAGAGGAGAGAAGGGGGAAAUCAAGUGCUACAUAGCCAGCACCCCUCCGCCGGACAAAAUCGUUUGGGCCUGGAAGGAGAAUGUGUGGGAAAAAGAGAGAGGAACACUACUGGAGAGGUACACAGUAGAGCAGAGCAGACCUGCGUCACAAGGGGGCGCUGUUCUGUCCACACUCACCAUCAAUAACGUCAUGGAGUCUGACUUCCAGUCCACCUACAACUGCACGGCAUGGAACGCCUUUGGACCAGGAACCAUGAUCAUCACCCUGGAGGAGACGGAUAUAGUGCCUGUAGGUGUGAUAGCAGGUGGAUCUGUUGGAUCAUCCAUUUUGCUUCUGCUUCUCCUGUUUGCUCUGAUAUUCUAUCUGUAUCGACAGCGCAAAGGCAGUCGUCGUGGAGUCACGUUGAAGCCAGACAUUAAGGUGGAAACAGUCAACAAGGAGACUCACAGUCUUGAGGAAGAGGCUGCCGGCGCCUCCACAGCCACACGAAUGGUAAAGGCUAUGUAUUCUCCCUUCAAAGAUGACAUGGACCUGAAGCAGGACGUCCAGAGCGACACGGUGGAGCCCAAGGUGGAGGAGUAUGAGCCCAAGGACCCCACCAAUGGCUACUACAACGUUCGAGCUACGACACAUGAUGAGGUCCGCACCUCUACCCGCUCCCUGCUGUACCAGGAAUUCCGGCCACCGAAUCCCGCUUCGGUUUCGGCGUCCGCCGGCGGCCCAGUGGCCAAUAUUCCCGCCACCCACGGGCCUUACGAGCCCCGGCCCACCUCCCGAAUGGCUCACAACACAUACGCCCAUUUUAACACCAUUGCCAGGGCGUCGCAAAUCCAACCCCCACCCAACCCUGUCUCCAAGACCACAGACUAUUCUGGAGAGCGUGGCUUGCUGGAAUCAACCAAUCCGCUGGCUUUCGACAGCUAUGCUUAUUCAACAACACCUCAAUACAGGUUAGGCUUCGCCCCGCCUUUGGAGGCAGGACCAGCUUAUGAAAUGUAUCCUACGGGACAAGGGGUGGGGACGAGUCAAGACACUAACACGGGAAAAUACCCCAGCUCCGCCCAAUUUCCAUAUUCAACCCCGCCCACAGAAUACUCUCAGAGACAUACGCAAAGAAUGCAGACUCAUGUGUGAAACUGACAAAAAAGCACUUCCGUGGAUAACAAUAUAUGGUACGCACUCAUUUUUACACACUCUUACAGUUUAAAACUCUCUCUCUAUUCAACAUAACUAUAUGCAAACACAAACACACACAUUGCGUUUUUUACCUUUACAACAACAUGACUGAGAGAAAAAAAGUGCCAAAUUAAUAAAUGACUGCAGCAGAAGAGGAAAUCACAAGAGGUGGAGAAAAAGCAUGUAAACCUUAUCAUCUUUCCUUCUUCUUGCCAAAUUUGGCAAAAACAUUCCUCUAGAAUCUCUGCACCAAAUUGAGACGCUGCAAAGCAGCCAUUGGACGGGUUUCUCCAUGUGAAUCGGUAUUGGCUGAAAGAAUGGCCAAUAGAAGGCUGGAGGGCACCAGAAGCCAUCAAGUAUUGUGUGUAAAGCCCAGUGAAAGCCUGAUCGCUAUGCACUGGAGUUUACACUGGACCUGUUUAGAUCUGUCCCAUCGCUCAACCUAAUAAAAUAUGAUGCUUUUAAAAGAUGGGAAUUGUGGGUGGGCUCACACUGAUUGUAUAAUCCACAAUGUGAUAUUGCAAAACAAGUCAGCGAGGUGAAGAAUACUGCAGGUGUCGACAAUCGCUUGUGAAAUAACUCACCGUACGGCCCGCUCACCACUGCUCACACUGCCUGAGCUCCUCAUAGGAAUAGCUGUCCGCUGCCAGUUUGAACUCUUCUAAUAGGACGGAGACGUGAGUAUCUGGGUAAACGCCACCAGUGCUUUUAACUCUGAGAGCUGGAGUUUAUGUAACAUUUUAGGAUUUUUUACAAAUGGAUGCUACUCACAGAGUGUCAAAGUGAGUUUACGGACUCUUCUCUGAACACACGCUCUGCCUCCUUCCAAGAAAACCUCAUGAGUAUUUGACGCUUUGUGUUUCUAUGUGUGUGUGUGUGUGUGAGAGAGAGAGAGAGAGAGAGAGUGUGUGUGUGUUUGCUGAUGUGACGUGGAGGAAAAAAACUGAAUGUGAUGAAUCUCUUUCUCUGAAGUGUCCAUGUAUUUGUCCUUCACACUUUCAAAGUAGAUUAGAGUGCUUUUCCAUAUUUGUAUCUGAACUAAAUUGCAUUUGAAAGCGCUUUUAUAGUAUUUUUCUAAGAUGGCGGUAAGGGGUCAGAGGUAGAAUGGUUUUUGGUAUAAGCAAUGUAAAGGGGAAAAUUGUUUUAAAACUUUUUUUAUGUUCCUGAUUUGUACAUUUGUCUAAAUUCUGUAAAGGGAUGUUGAAUCAGAUCAUAAGAGCAAAGUUUAAAAUAAUACUAAAAUGGUAUUGAUUUAUUCAUUCAAGUCCUGAGUUUCUGUUAAAUCUUUUAUGCAAAAUAAAGAAGGGCUUUUAUUAUGAGCUCAAAAACCUUUCUGCUCAAUUUGUGCAGAAGAUGUUUCUGCUGUUGAGUUUAAAUCUGGCUUGAUUUAAGUUUAAUCUGCAAAAAUGUACAUCACCUUUUGGCCUAUACUAAAAUUAAAACAUGCAACAUAUGCAAUGAUCAAUACAUUUUGGUUGAACAAAUUAGCAGCUUUAAUCAGGUUUGACAUUUUUUAAAUAAAGUAGAAAUUUUACAGUGUAGGAGCUACGCUGUUAAAGUUUGCAGGCUCUUCAUUUACAAAAUGUUUUUUUUUUUUUUUUAUUGACUAUCCAUGUUAAAGCUCUUAUGACUUUGGGACUUAUUUGGCACUUUUAUGUAUGAUGAGAGGACAAUGAAUUUGACGAAUCAAAUUCACAUAUCAGAGACGGAAAGAUGAGGGAAUGAAUG